Messenger RNA from Klebsormidium nitens, 939 nucleotides. The record is from the annotation of a GenBank genome assembly. NCBI's taxonomy places the organism in Eukaryota, Viridiplantae, Streptophyta, Klebsormidiophyceae, Klebsormidiales, Klebsormidiaceae.
AUGGCCGGUCCUAGCCCUCUGCUUGAGGAUCUUGACGUGGACAUUAUUGCUGAUGAGUGCCAGGACUCGCAGUGCAUACCUGAUGGGAUGGAGGAGGUCGUCGACUGCUGUAUGAGCAGCAGCGGGGCUGAGGCCGACUUUGACCGCAUGGUGGGGGCGCUGGAGGACAUCAUCACAGAUGCGGAUUUUGAGGAGGCCCAGACGUCCUUCUGCGCCGCGCACUGUGCGGUGUUUGAGGACAGUGAUGAGAACAAGCUGGAGUACAUGGAGCUCUUCCAACAAUACGUGGACGUGCUGGACGGUGUGAUUGCGGCGCGCCUGGCGGAGGCGCUCCCGGAUCUGCCCCUCCACGACUUCCUGCACCAGCUCAGCGAGCACGGGGAGGCGGAGGGCGACGUCUUCGACUUCCUGAUGACGCUGUGCGACUUCCAGGCCUUCAAGGACCUCAUGCUCAGCUACAAGCAGCAGGCGGCCGGGGCCGUCCCUUCGCUGCAGCUGCUGGUGCAGCCCAUGCCGCUGCUCACCGACGAGGACGCGAGCGGCGACGCGCGGCCCGACCUGGACACGCACCUCCAGAUCUCGCCAAUCCGCCGACAGCUUGCGGCUCUCACGUAAGCGACCGCCGAGCUCCACACAUCCCAUAUGCCGACGGCUACACGGAAAGGGUCGCCGAUUCGGGACGACGUCAAGCACGUGAGAGGAAUUUCUGUACCGUUGAAGCCUGAUGGAGGCGCAGGCGCCGGUGCAGAGCUAGGAGGCUGAGAACACAUGACAAACUUGCUUUCUGGAAAGAGGACUGAGACUAGGUUAAGCAAGCCCAAAAGGAACCCUUUCCAGCACAACAAAGGUCUCAACUGAACACAAAACCAAACCGUAACAUAAAAAGAGGUUUAGUCCCAGCGGACUCUCCUCUUGAGCGAGUCAGUCGCGUACGCUUUU